Molecule: messenger RNA, 1875 nt
Organism: Colletotrichum karsti
Lineage: Eukaryota; Fungi; Ascomycota; Sordariomycetes; Glomerellales; Glomerellaceae
Exons: 1
Coding region: 1-1875 (624 amino acids)
Molecular function (GO): protein binding
Source: RefSeq, a predicted model, not a curated record
AUGAAAGCUCUCAGCCGGAUUGACGGGUCCGUAUGCGGCGCGAUUCUCUCGACUCGACCCUCGGCCGCUCGAGCUGCAGUUUCUUCCCGCCCCAAGCUCCGAGACGACAGGCCCACGAGGGCGCCGGCGCCUCAAUGCCGUCGAAAGCACACCGCAGAUGCUCGAGCACAGGGCCCCCAUUGCCCGCAGACUGCCUCAUGGCUACUGUCUACCUUCCUGCCGGCGCCCUCGAAACGCCGACGGCCUACAUACGAAGCCCUCCGCGGCCGCCAACGAGUCCAGCAAUACAGCCAUGCGAACGGCGCGGCAACCGCAGCGGCCAAUGGUACCGACACCGCAAACGAUAAGGUCGUACUAUCGGGAAAAGCGAAAAGAAAUCUUCUGCAGUACAUCCAUCCGCAUAAGGACGUGGGCACGGUAGAGGAACACCUCGAGUUGCUACGAGACCCGUACCUCAACAGGUACGCCCAGCCGGAGCCGACCAGAUUAUUUGUGUCUGAAAGGAAGGUGGAAGACCAGUACCCGUCAUUCCAGGACGCAGUCCAUGGAAGCCAUUCUCUCGAGGAAUUGGUGAAAAAGUUGGCCUAUGCGGUAUACAUAAGACAACGAUAUCCCUGGAGAAUGAGUCUGGAAGCUCUGUACGAGGUGUACACGACAUUGCCAGAACCACGCAUGAUCCAGAUGCCCGCGGUGCUGCGCCAUAAGUUGCUCGCCGCCUUCGGUGUGCCGAGGAAAAGGGACUCGCGGACCAUGCUGCGAUAUUUCUCGCUGAUCGGGGAGGUCAAGGACUGCGGCCUUGCACUGCGAAGGAGCGAAUGGAAUCACGCUCUGUCGCUUUCAAGUCGAUAUGUUGGAAGAACUACAGAGACGGAGACCGAGGCAGCUUUGCACUUGUGGAAGGAGAUGGAGGCGACCGGGGCAAAGGGCAAUGAGGUCACCUUUAAUAUCCUCUUCGACGCUGCUUCCAAAUCCGGAAACUUCGAAUUGGCCGAGAUGAUCUACAAGGAGAUGGAAUCUCGGGGUAUCUUCUUCGGCCGGUACCAUCACGUCAGUCUGAUACACUUCUUCGGCCUCAAAAGGGACGCCGACGGUGUGCGGGCGGCGUACAAGGAGAUGGUUCAGGAUGGCCAGCUCGUCGACACAGCUGUGCUGAACUGCGUGAUCUCGAGCUUUCUCAGAUGCGGCGAGGAAUUAGCCGCAGUGAGGGUUUACAGGUACAUGAAAACCAACGUUGCAAAAGGGGGCGAGGACCUGCCCGAACGCAAUUACAACCACAAGAAGCUGGCUACCACUGUGCUCGAGAUGCUUACCAGGGUCGCAAAAAAGUACCCGGAGCUGCGUCCCAAGUAUCAAGAACUAGCCACCAUCAAACCCGACCUUCGAACGUACCGGACCCUGCUGGAGUACUUCUGCGUCAAGACCGGCAACUUCGAGAGGGUGGUGCAGUAUCUCGAUGAGAUGAGGCACUUCCAGGUCCCGAUUCACGGCAGCGUCUUCCUCAUGCUGUUUAAAGGUUUCAGCUCACACGGCGGCGAGUUCAGGUCUGACUGGAGCCCUGCACGGCUGCAAAAGGUGUACGGGGCAUUGAUCGAAUCUCUAGACACGGGGCCGCGUCGGCGUCCCUCCAACGAUGUGUCAGACGACUUAUAUCUCGACACUUGGCUCGUCAUCUGGGCGCUUCGGGCUUUUAGAAAGUGCACAACUCCCAACAACGUACUGAGCGUCUACGACCAGUUAAAGGAGAGAUGGGAUAUCGGAGAGGAAAGGGCCGAGUUCAUGAACGCAUAUGUCAACAAUCUGUUGGCUGGAAGGGACUCGACAGUUUUCCCGGGGUUUCAUGCGAAACCCAAGGCUGGGAAGAGACGGCCUCUGUAA